Penicillium daleae is the source of this 1482-nucleotide messenger RNA. RefSeq lists its product as uncharacterized. The record is from RefSeq and is a predicted model, not a curated record. Bases 1 to 1482 code for a protein of 493 amino acids. The transcript is spliced from 3 exons. Gene Ontology annotation, cellular component: membrane. NCBI's taxonomy places the organism in Eukaryota, Fungi, Ascomycota, Eurotiomycetes, Eurotiales, Aspergillaceae. Gene Ontology annotation, molecular function: transmembrane transporter activity. Gene Ontology annotation, biological process: transmembrane transport.
AUGGAGAAACCCGGAGGAUACGCAGUCCAUCUAAACCAUAUUCCAGAUGGGAAUGACUGCCACCUUCUCCGGAAGAUAGAUUUCUUCCUAAUGCCACUCCUGAUAAUUACAUUUAUGCUGCAGUAUGUUGACAAGGUGAUUCUCAACGGCGCCUCUCAGUUUGGCAUUAUCGAGGAUCUAGAUCUCUAUACUGUGCAGGGAUACACUCCUGGUCCCGACCCACAGCCAGUUUUGGAUCUGCAGCGAUAUUCAAUCGCUACACUUAUCUUCUACUGGGGAUGUGUGACCGGAUUACUUCCCGCUGCUUGGCUGGCCCAGAGACUGCCUAUCGGCAGGUUUCUCGCGUGUACAGUGAUUGCAUGGGGAGUGGUUGUUAUGCUCACGGUUGUCGUGGGUGGCUAUCAUGGCUUCCUGGUUCAAAGAUUCUUUCUGGGCGCUGUCGAGUGUGCUGUAGCACCUGGAUUUUCCAUCAUGAUUGCCUUGUGGUGGAGGAGAGCUGAGCAACCCCUCCGAUACGCACUGUGGUACACAUCCACUGGGCUAGGAGGCCUUCUGGGAUCUCUUCUCAUAUUCGGGAUAGGUCAUAUCCAGGGUAGCCUCCGGUCCUGGAAGUACCAGUAUCUCAUCCUUGGGGCCGGCACAGCUGUCUGGGGUAUCGUAUUAAUUUUCCUCCUACCACAGAACCCAGCCUCAGCAAAAUUUCUGAAACCAGAAGAGCGGCUGGCUGCAGUCGAGCGAAUCCGUUUGGAACAGACCGGUAUCGAGAACAAGGAGUUCAAAUUAUAUCAGAUUAAAGAGCUAUUGCGAGACCCAGUUACGUGGAUUCUCCUUCCAACUACCUUUUGUCUUCAUUUUGCAAAUGGGGGUAUUUCCGGAUUUGGCAGUGUGAUUAUCAGCAGCUUUGGGUAUUCCAGUUUUCAAUCUGUACUGCUGACCGGAGCAGUUGGUGGAGGCGUCUUUGUUACAUGCAUCAUAGUGGGCAUCACUGGCACUUUUUUCAAAGACUGCAGAACCUGGCUUGUAAUCGCAUGUGAAGCCUGCGUGGUACUGGGCGCCUGUCUGAUGUGGAAGCUGAACUGGGACACACAACGAGCCGGUGCAAUCUUUGGAUUCAUUAUGUGCAGCUGCUUCGCUGGAGGCUACAUGAUGAUUUUGGCUCUGGUAGGUGCAAAUAUUGCCGGGCACACCAAAAAAACGUUCAUCUCGGGUCUACUCUGGUGUGCUUGGGGGAUCAGCAAUGGUGUUGCUCCAUUGACCAUCAAGAAGCCGGAGGCUGAGGAACAUUAUCCGACUUGCUUCUUGGCUAUAAUUGUGACAACAGCAGUCGCAAUUUGUGGGGCAGCCUUAUUGCGGGGAUAUCUUAUGCUUGAGAACAAGCGACGUGAUCGUGAGUACGGGUCAGUCGACCAGGCGGUGGCUAUGCGGCUAGGCUUUGAAGACAAGACAGACAGGGAAAACGAACUGUUUAGGUAUUCUCUCUGA